GUACACCUGGUUCAUAGAGAGACAGGUACACCUGGUUCAUAGAGAGACAGGUACACCUGGUUUACAGAGAGACGGGUACACCUGGUUUACAGAGAGACGGGUACACCUGGUUUACAGACCUGUGACCGUUGUGACCUCUCCACCAGGGUCCUCUGGAGGUCCCGUCGGGUUGUUUACUGUCGGGUAUCCAGCUGAUGACAUCACAGUGUGUCGGGCGGCUGGAGCUGGCCGAUGACAUCAUCAUCCAGGGACACCGGAUAGAGGUGGGACGGCUGAAGCUGAGCGUCUACACGGUGACGGGAGCGCAGGACGACCUGGAGCUCUCCUCUGAUGACAGCAGCGCCUCCUUCCUGAACCAGAGAUGGAGUCUCUUCUUCAGCAGAACAGGAAUCCAGCCAGAGGAGUUGUGGGUGAGAGGAGAAGGACGCUCCCUCCUGGAGGCUCGUCUCUUCCCGGUCCUCUUCCCCCGAGGAGGUGCUGUUGGUCUGGAUGGAGGAGUCGGCUGGCUGCUAGGAGGAGUCGGCUGUCUGAGGAGGUGGAGGGAGGCGUGGAGGCUCUCUCUGAAGGAGGUGAUGUCGCUCACCUGCCAGGAGGCGGAGCUACAGUGGAGGGAGGAGUUACUGUUCCUGGCUGGGAGGAGGAGAGUGACGGACGCUCUGAGGAGUCGCACCGACGUCUGUCUGCUGCCUUGCUUCAGGGCCGCGGUGCUGGGAGGCCAGCAGGGGGCGCUGCUGGAGACACUGGACAGCAUUGCAGCAGGUAGCGGGAAGCAGGGGGCGGAGUCAGGGGCGGAGCUGGGCGUGGCCUCCCGCUGCCUCUCCUGCAUCGCUGACGUGUUGGUGUGCAUGGCGGGGGGGAGGGGGGGCCUGAGGAGCGGGCCGGCCGCUAACGAGGCCUGGAGCUCCGCCUACUUCCUGUUGGAGGAAGGUGACCUGAGGGGCGGGGUCAAGGCCCUGGCUACGCAGAGAGCUGAUUGGCUGAGCAGGCCGGACCUGCUGGUUCGGGCGGCGCGGCACUACGAGGGCGCCGGCCAGGUGCUCCUACGACAGGCUGUGAUGUCAUCGCAGAGGUUCAUCUCCAUUGGCCGGGGUGAGGUCCCGCCCCUUGAGGAGUGGCAGGAAGUGGAGUGUCCGGCCCGACUGGACCUGGCAGGCGGUUGGAGCGACACGCCGCCCGUCGCCUUCGAGCACGGCGGCUCUGUGACCAACGUGUCCGUGAAGGUUGACGGGAGGCAUCCCAUUGGUGCUCGGGCCCGUCGCAUCAGGAAGCCCCGCCUCCUGCUGGUCAGCCACACCGGGGGGCGGGGGGGCGUUUCCACGGAGACGGUGUGUGACGUCCUGGACGACCUGAGGGACCACUGUCAGCCUCACGCACCUGGAGCCCUGCUGAAGGCGGUGUGUGUGUGCAGUGGUCUGGUGUCUCUCUCUUCCCAGCAUGCUCUGGGGGAUCAGCUGAUGCAGCGAUGGGGGGGAGGGGUGGAGCUCCACAGCUGGUCGGUGCUGCCCACUGGAUCUGGACUAGGUACCAGCAGCAUCCUGGCGGGGGCGCUGUUGGCUGCGGUCUACAGGUGCACCGGUCAAACCUACGACACCGACUCCCUCAUCCACGCAGUCCUGUACCUGGAGCAGAUCCUCACCACAGGUGGAGGCUGGCAGGAUCAGGUGGGGGGUCUGGUGGGCGGAGUCAAGGUGGGUCGUUCCAGAGCAUCUCUGCCGCUGCAGGUAGAAGUGGAACGUCUCACUCCUCCAGACGACUUCCUGGUCUCUCUGGAGCUCCACCUCCUGCUGGUCUACACCGGGAAAACUAGGCUGGCUAGGAACCUGCUGCAGGAUGUGGUUCGUAGUUGGUACAGUCGUCUGCCCACGAUGGUCCAGAACGUCCAGCAGCUAGUGGCGAACUCAGAGGAAUGUGUCAGAGCCUGUUCAGAGGGUUCUCUGUCCAGCCUGGGGGGGUGUCUGGACCGCUCGUGGCAGCAGAAGAAGCUGAUGGCUCCGGGCUGUGAGCCGGCCUCAGUGAGGACCAUGAUGGAGGCCCUGAGGCCGCUGGUCCUGGGUCAGAGCCUGGCCGGGGCCGGGGGGGGGGGCUUCCUCUACCUGCUGACCCGGGAGCCCCGACAGCGGGAGGCGGUGCUGCAGGUCCUCAACAACACACCGGGUCUGGGAGACUUCAGUGUUCACUCAGUGGAGCUGGACAUGGACGGGAUUACCGUCCUACCUACAUCCUGAGGACACACUCACACACACAUACACAUACAUACACACACACACACGUACACACACACACACACAUAUAUACAC
Molecule: messenger RNA, 2297 nt
Organism: Anarrhichthys ocellatus (wolf-eel)
Lineage: Eukaryota; Metazoa; Chordata; Actinopteri; Perciformes; Anarhichadidae
Gene: fcsk
Product: fucose kinase
Exons: 12
Coding region: 195-2225 (676 amino acids)
Biological process (GO): GDP-L-fucose salvage
Molecular function (GO): ATP binding; fucokinase activity
Source: RefSeq, a predicted model, not a curated record